Messenger RNA from Lactuca saligna, 704 nucleotides. NCBI's taxonomy places the organism in Eukaryota, Viridiplantae, Streptophyta, Magnoliopsida, Asterales, Asteraceae. The record is from the annotation of a GenBank genome assembly.
AUGGAGCCAAGAGGGUUUGGAUUUGUUCAAUUUCUUGAUCCUGCUGAAGCUAAAUAUCAAAUGGAUGGUCAGAUUCUUAUGGGAAGACAUCUGACUGUUGUGUUUGCUGAAGAGAACAGAAAGAAGCCUACUGAUAUGAGGCAAAGAGAAAGGAGAGACAGAUCCGGACGUCCUAAUGAUCGCAGGCGGUCACCUCCACCGCGCUACUCCCGCUCACCACCGCCACGCUACGCUCGUUCCCGCUCCCACAGCCGCGAAUACUCCCCUCCUCCAAAGCGAAAGCAACACGCGAGGUCGAUUUCUCCUCGAGAGAAAAGACAUAUUCGAGAAAGGUUAUACUCACAAUCUCCGGUGAGACCCCGAUCACCGCCUUAUGAUGGGCCGCCAAGGAGCCGGAGCCGGAGCCCGCCCGUUGAGUGGUCACCGCCGCCCUACAACGGGUCGAGGAGCCCGAGCCGUAGCCCUGUAAGGGACCGGGACCAGCGCGGUGCACCCAGGGACCGGGGCCGGAGUCCUGUGGCUAGUGGUGGAUACUCGAGGGGUGAAGCCGAUGUGGAUGUUUCUCCUAGCCCUUGAGAGGUGAGUAGUUUUGUUAAACAUUGUUGGUUGGUAGACAAUGUACUUUAUGAUGAGAUGUUAUUGUUCUUAAUUGUUCUACUACUACUUUAUGAAAUGUUUUGUUGAUUGCUUAUUUUUAACUCAAU